Scheffersomyces amazonensis is the source of this 1093-nucleotide messenger RNA. It is a transcript of the gene MED7, whose product is annotated as mediator complex subunit. NCBI's taxonomy places the organism in Eukaryota, Fungi, Ascomycota, Pichiomycetes, Serinales, Debaryomycetaceae. Gene Ontology annotation, cellular component: mediator complex; core mediator complex. The record is from RefSeq and is a predicted model, not a curated record. The transcript has a single exon. Gene Ontology annotation, biological process: regulation of transcription by RNA polymerase II. The coding region runs from base 218 to 1003 and encodes 261 amino acids. Gene Ontology annotation, molecular function: transcription coregulator activity.
UUAUGGAUCCCAAUAUGGAAAGAACGAAAAGAUAUUUAACCCGACUUGCGAAUGCCCACAUCCAUACCGCUGGAAAGAACAAACAAACUCAAAGAAAAGCGCGUGCGAUAACCAACUCAAAUAUCGCUAGUAACAAUUUUACUAGAGAGAGACACAGUCUGAGGGUGACUGUGAAUAGUUAAACACCACUAACUAUGGAAAGAUUGAAUUUGUAACGAUGUCUAAAGAGGAAUUAAUAUCGUCACUUUAUCCACCACCUCCUCCUUAUGUCAAAUUUUUCAGUGAUGAGAAUUUGAAUCAACUUGAGGAAUGGAAGACGACGAAGCAUAGUCAUGAGAAGGAGAAUGUGAAUGAUGAAGAUAAUGAUAAUGAAAAUGAAAAGGAAGUUGAUAAUAAAGCUGGAAAUGAAGAUGAAGAUGAACAAGUACCACCUGGUGAAUUAAGAUUUCUUAUACCUCCCAAACCACCUUCUGGUACUCAUUAUAGAGGGUAUGGAAAUUUAUGGUCAUUUGAAGAUAAAUUACCUAGUUUAAAAGAAGCAAAUUGGGAACAAUUAUAUAGUCAUGAUGAUGAAACCAUAACAUCCGAAUUAAAAAUUAAAGAAUUACAUAAAUUAAUGGAUUCUUUAUUAUUAAAUUUUUAUGAAUUAAUUGGAAUUGCCAGUAUAGAUCCUCAACAAUAUCAAAAUAAAAUUAAAGAUAUUUCACUUAUAUUAAUUAAUAUUAAUCAUUUAUUAAAUACUUAUCGUCCUCAUCAAUCACGAGAGAGUUUAAUUAUGUUAUUAAAGAAACAAAUUGAUGUUAAACAAAAGGAAAUUAAUCAAUUAACUACAGUAACAAAUGAAAUUAAAUCAAAAAUAUUAAAUUUAGUUCAACUUGAUGAAUUAAAAGAUCGACAAGCCAUUGAAUUUGAUCAAUUCAAACAUAAUAUAACAAAGGGAGAUACCGAUAAGAAAACUCAAUUAAAAGACGAUAUAAUAAGGAAACUACUAGCUGAGGUUUAAUAAUAAUAAUAAUAAUAUUAAUAAUAUUAAUAAUAAUGUAUUAUAUAUGUAUGUAAAAUUACUAGGUUUUAGAAAAGUGUAAUGUAUGAU